AGCGAUUGUUAUUAACCGAUCUCUGUUUUAACUUGCCAGUCAAGUACAAUAGUUUCUCCCGCAUUAUGUAAACGUCUGCAGUUUUUGAUUAUGGGCGCACAACAUACUAAGGAGCGUCCGCGUCGCACAUAUCACCCGAAAGUUGAUCAUGAAUUGCAAAUAAACACAUCUACAUCUUGGAUUCAAAAUCACAACCCUUCAACGAACUUCAAAAGUUCUGUAACGCACACAUCCCAGAUAAAUCAACCCAGCGAUCAACCACUAAUAGCUUUGUUUGAUUUCAUUCCACCAAAUACACCAGAAAAUCAGUCACAAAUUAGAGUAGAGAAAGGUAAAGUUUGUCUUGAUUUUAUGUGUCCACGUUGCUUAACAUAAUUAAGCCUGGUAGAAAUUUGAUUGUUUUUCUAGUACCGAGUAAUCACUAUUAAUAUUCCACCGUCAGAAAACCUUGACAAGUAGGAUACCAUUAAUUGUAUUGCACAAGGUGAAGCAGUAGGUUUGCGAACAAAUGACAGCUUAUAUAAAUGAUGUUGGUUUCAAUGGUAAGUCUUACUGUUUAUGUAGGCCUUAGCAGAAAAUCGAGUCAAGAUCACUACUGAGAUGUGCGAUGUUUGAAGUUUAAAGACAAUGGAGUGGACGUUUUGGGAUGAUAAUAAACCAUCACCAUACUCAAAAGUGCAUUAUACAUGACUUGGCGUUUUAACUAAAUGCGAUCGUCUACAGCUGUUUGGUUACAGUGCAGAUGGUGAUUGGUCAGACGUUGAGUGUAUACGAACUAAUGAACGUGGAUGGAUACCAACAAACUAUACAGGUCGCAUUCCUGCUCUUCCUAAUGAUCACAGUACAGCUUUGAAUACUGGGUCAGCUUCCGGCAGUUCACUUACUUUCCAACAUACUAGCAGUCACGAUGUUAGUUGUAGUGGUAGUCAAGGUAGUUUGGCUGGAGUAGGACUGGAGUCAGAAAAGUGGUAUCAUGGUGCUAUUCAGCGGAGUUAUGCAGAAUAUUUACUCAAUAGUGGAAUCACAGGAAGUUUUCUCAUCAGGGAAUCAGAAAGUCAUCCUGGUCAGCUCACAAUAAGUCUUCGUUAUGAAGGACAGAUAUGGCAUUAUCGUAUCCAUCGUGAUGAUUCUAACAUGUAUUACGUUAUUGAAUCCAACAAGUUUACAUCAGUCUCUGACCUUGUACACCAUCAUGAGAAGCAUUCAGAUGGUCUGGCUUGUACAUUAUUAUACCCAGCACCCAAACGAGACAGAACAAGUUCAGAGCUACGCAUGGAUCCCAGUUUCGAUAUACGUGAGAUAGAUCGAACCGAAAUAGUUAUGAAACAUAAAUUAGGAUCAGGACAGUAUGGCGUAGUAUAUGAAGCUAUAUGGAAACCUUAUAAUGUAUUAGUUGCUGUAAAAACACUCAAGGAAAAUGUCACAGUUCGUGAUGAAUUUUUAGAAGAGGCUCGUUUGAUGAAAAGUUUAAGACAUCCAAAUCUUGUGACUUUGUUAGGUGCAUGUACUCGGGAACCACCUUAUUAUAUUGUCACAGAAUUCAUGUGUAAUGGGAACUUGUUGGAUUAUUUACGUACACAUCCUAGAACAGAAUUAACACCUUCAGUCUUAUUGCAUAUGGCAACUCAAGUUGCUAGAGGUAUGGCUUAUUUGGAACAACACAAUUUUAUACAUCGUGAUUUAGCAGCCCGCAAUUGUCUAGUUGGCACACAACAUACUAUUAAAGUUGCAGAUUUUGGUUUAGCUCGUUGUAUAGAACGUGAUCUUACUUAUCGAGCUCAUGAAGGCGCUAAAUUUCCUAUAAAAUGGACAGCACCAGAAGGUUUAGUCUAUAAUUUAUUUUCAACUAAAUCAGAUGUAUGGGCAUUUGGUAUAUUAUUAUGGGAAAUUGCCACCUAUGGGAAAACACCAUAUCCAGGUGUUGAAUUACAAGAUGUUUAUGUUUUAUUAGAAAGAGGUACACGAAUGCUUUGUCCUGAAGGUUGCCCUGAACCAGUUUAUGAACUUAUGUUACAAUGUUGGCAAUGGCUUCCAGAACAACGCCCACCAUUUUCUGAUAUAUUAAAUCAAUUGGAAUCUAUGCCAACCAAUUCUACAAUGGAAGAAGAAGAAGAACAAAUCGAUUUUGAUAUAACUUCUACUACAUCUUCAUCAUCGUUAUUAUUAAAUAACAAUGAAAUAAAGGUGGUUAACUCUAGUGAGUCGAAUAGAUCCAUUAAACAUCCACCUAAUAUUGCGUAUCCCCGACCACCACUGCCUCCUAGACCACCCCCACCAAGAAGAAGUACCAGUUGCGAUUAUUUGAUUGAUGAGAAUGAUGAUAAUCAAUUUGAUAUGAUUAAAGAGGAUUGUAAAUCCGAUUUGGGUAGCGAUAUACCAGUAAAUGCUAUGAAUAAUAACAAUAAUAGUGUUAACCACAAAUCUCAUAGAGGUAUAUUUACAAGGAGUUUUAAAAAUCCCCUUUCGAAACAAUUACAUAUUGGUGAUUUAAGUACUGAUGAGUUAGGUACUGCUGAAAAAGAUCUACCAUUUACAAACUCUGGAUCUCUUGGGCGUAAAAGAACUGCACCGCGACCACCAAGACGUACUACACCAGUUAAACCGUUGAAUUUCUUAACUGAUUUCAAUUCAUUAGAAGAUAAUAGUUGUAUUUACCCGAACUCCCAUCGGGAUGACUUUGAUCAUCCACCACUGCCACCUCCACCCCCACCAGUUCAUCUUGAUUCUAGUCAUCAUCAAAUACAUCAGCCCCGAUCACAACAACAUCCUCGUCUAGCACCACAGUCUAAUAAUAGUUCAUUAUCAAAUAACUCGAACUCAACACCAUUUUCAGUACCAUCAGUUAUGAGUAGUUCUGCAAUUUUCCCAUCUCGUCAAUUUUCAUAUGUGGAUCCUAUUCCGUUAGAUAACAGCCUGACAAGAUCAAUUUGUCCUGAUCGUCUAAUAUCACCGCUUGCUCCUCCCACACCAAGUAAACAUAUUCAACUUUCUUCAAAGUCACCAGCUUUAUCAAAAUCCACUGUAAAUUCGGAUUUAUCUAACAAGACUAAUCCCGUUGUAGACCAUUCCCACAAUAAGCGCAGUGUGGAUUCUAAUUUUCUUAAUGAAUCUUAUUCAGGGAAUAAUGUUUCUUCUAAGCAAAAUGUUCAUCCUGCCAAUGUUUCAUCGUCUGUCUUUCAAGAGGAAUUACGAGAUAGAUUAAAACAACAUUCUCAACAGCUUAAAAGUUCAUCUCAGCUGAAACCGAUUACAUCUAAAUCUAUACUAAAUAAUUCACCUAGUAAUGUUACCAAUUCAGUGCUGUGUAAUCAGGAAAAAAAUGAUUCAAAAUCAUCAGCUUCUAAUUCUUCCCCUUACUUCACUAUCCCCCGAUUAAGACCACCACCACACUCUGCGAAUCCACCUCGAAUAUCUUCGAAUAAUACUUCUGGAUCCAGUAACAAUCAAACAUCAACACGUGGAAAAGUGGAGCCUCCAUGUUGUCCUUCAGAAUUGAUCCGAUCACUUGCAUUGACCCAGAUCAAAAGUGAUAAUACUUCUAAUUCAACUGUCACUACGACCACCAAGUCGCCCAUAAAUAUCAAUAGUAAUAAUAAUAAUUCCCCAAAACCUCAUUUCAAAAGGUCCGAAAAUGAAAUCUCUGAUAAAUUAUCUGAUAUAAUACAAAAGCGUUUAAGUUGGACUGGUCCAACUGAUGAUAAUUCCGCUGGUAAUCAGAAGCGGUCUCAACGAUUAUAUCUACCUACUAUAUUUUCUACAUCAUCUACAGCAUUGGACGAGACCAAUGGUAAUAAUCACUGUGUUCCACCAACAAAACACCACUUAAAAAAGCAUUUAUCAAAUAUUUUAGGAGAGUUAGAACGUUUGAUUCGUAUGAAUGAGAAAAAAGUUCCUGGAAAUGUUACCUGCUCUCCCUCCUCCGCUGCCAUUUCAUCAUCAUCGUCAUCAAAUUUAGAACAGUUAAUUGAGUUAGCAGAUCAGAUGGAAGCAUGUCGACUUAGUUGUUCUGCAUAUAUUGAUCAGGCCACAUGUUCAGCUCGAGCAAAAUUUAGUUUUCGUGAUCGAUUCGCAUGUUUACAAACAUUUAGCAGUUUAUUACGUUCUAAAAAACUCGAUUCUACUUGUAAUAAUAAUACUAAUAAUUUAAGUAAGUACAAUAAAAAUAAUACGAAUUUAUUAAAAGACGCAGAGAAUGCUGUCAAAGAAAUUAUUAAUGAUUUAGACAAACUAACCGAUAAUGUAAAUACAACAUUAUCAUUAGAUACUACAUUGAAUAAUUCAAAUUUCCCAGAACAUAAACCUAAUUCAAAUUUAGCAACAUCCAAUCAAUCCAAUUUGACUUGUACAGAAAACCUUAGUAUUACUGACAAUAGAAGCGCUACAGUUUUCACUUGAUUUCUUUGCAUCUAUAUGCAUAUUAUUAUCAUUAUUUCUGGUUAGUAUUAGGGGAUUUUACAUCGAAAUUUAUUGUUUACCUGUUUCCAACAUCUCCACAAUGAUAUAUAUAUAUAUAUAUAUAUAUAUAUAUAUAUAUAUAUAAUGAUUGUGUAAUUACUGCAUUUUACCUCCAUCAUUCUUUGCUUGCUUUUCUCUGUCGAUUUAGACAAAUUCCUCUUUUUUAUGUAAAUGUUUACAAAUUGAAAAAUCUAAUUUCAUUUUUGUUUUAUCGACAUAGUUUGGCUAUUUUCUUCUCAUUCCUUCUGAAUCCUCGAACUAUUCAAUGGCCCCUGCAUUAAGAAGUGUAUUAACUUGUUCGUUUCUGUUAUUUUAGUUUAUUUUCCUUUUUUUGUAUUUGUCUUUUUUUGUUUUUACGUUCUCAUGUAGACAAAUCAGUCAAUCUUUAACACAUCUUUUUGAUCCACUCUGCUAUUUAUCUGGAAUACCUAUACUUCACUCUUUCCUUCGAUUUCUUUACAAUCUAACUGAAUGUAUAUAAAUAUGCCUAUUUCAGCUCACUUCUUAAUUUAUACUGUUGUAAAUAAAAUGUUUUCAAUUGUUUUUUUUUCGUUAUUUCAAUGUUCAGUCAUUAAUUUUAUUACUAUCAUUACUUAAUUUUCUCUUCUUUGUACUAUUCUUCACCAAUGUUCCAAUAAUAUUGUUGUAGUAUGUCUUUUGCGAUUUGGUAUCGGGAAUGAUUAUUUUUUCAAUAGAAAACAAUAUUUUUUUCUCACUUCCAGUCAGAAAUAAAAAGUUUUGUCUUUGUUCUCAUAUUCAACUACAUGCGCACAAAUUUACUCAAUCAUUUGAAUUCCAGGUGGAAUUGUAAGGUUGAUCAGUUAAUAUGAGAUCUGUUUAUUUUCCCUUAAUUUAUCCUAUCAUUUCAUUUGUUUCUACCUUAAUCCUGUAUCACUGUUGGUACGUAUUUUGAUUACUUUAGAUACUCUCUCUCCUGUCACAUGGUAUCUUCGUGCUUAUUCUUUAUCAUUCUCCCCCCACCUAUAAUCUCUGCCUAACUGUGAUCUCUGUGAAAAAAUAAUUACCAUAUAUAUAGUAUCGUAUUACCCUAUUUUGUUCUUAACAGCUUACUACUUAUCUCCAUUUUUCGUGUUUUUCUAAUCCUUCUCUCCAUGUGUUUGUUUUCUGUGGAGUGUUAUGGAUCUGGUCAUACUCAUGAUGAAAUUAAUAACUAUCAUUAUUAUUAUUAUUAUUAUUAUU
Molecule: messenger RNA, 5655 nt
Organism: Schistosoma spindalis
Lineage: Eukaryota; Metazoa; Platyhelminthes; Trematoda; Strigeidida; Schistosomatidae
Source: the annotation of a GenBank genome assembly